This is a messenger RNA of Morone saxatilis (striped sea-bass), 1780 nucleotides long. RefSeq lists its product as uncharacterized. The coding region runs from base 183 to 1292 and encodes 369 amino acids. The record is from RefSeq and is a predicted model, not a curated record. The transcript is spliced from 9 exons. NCBI's taxonomy places the organism in Eukaryota, Metazoa, Chordata, Actinopteri, Moronidae.
UGUAUGUGUGAGGCCGACACCGGCGUUUGGAGGACAGUCAGGUAACUGUAGCUGUAGUCUACUGCGGUUAUCUACAGCAUCAGCGAACAUAACAACAGAUCACCUCCUCCUGCGGUAUGGGCAUCGGCAUAAAGUGCGAUAUAUGACUACAUUCUGGUACGACGGACCGACUGAACCGCAACAUGUCUAGGUUAAAGUAUCACAUGUCAUUGCCUGUGGCAGUGGGUGUCAUGUUGGUGGGGCUUCCAUACUCUAUCUCUCUAGCUGCUCAGUGGAUUUAUGGUUGGCCCAACAAGCCUGGAUAUAAGAAGUACAUAGAAGCACUAAAACCAAGGCGGAUAUACUGCUUGACCAAAGCUGUGCUGGAAACGGUCAAAUAUCUGCAAUAUGGGAGACUCUACUUUCAGUGGAAGUUAUGGUACAGGAAUGACGAAAACCGUAAGCAUUAUGAAAAGGGCAUCCCAUUUGGUCGCAGAAGCAAUAAGCUGGACUUGUACCACCCUCCAAACAUGGGCAGGUCCAAAGAUGUGCCUGCCCCUUUGGUGGUUUUCAUCUAUGGAGGUGCAUGGGGCUCCGGCGAAAAAUCAAUUUACUGUUUGCUGGCCAGGCAGAUGGCUGAGGAACUGAGUGCUACUGUCAUUUGUCCUGAUUACAGCACCUAUCCAAAGGGGAACGUUUUAGGGAUGGUCCAAGAUAUUGCUGACUGCUUGGUUUGGGCCCAAGAGAGUGGACUGAAGUUCAACUUUGACAAAGACAACAUAGUGUUGAUUGGCCACUCAGCGGGUGCACAUUUGUGUGCACUGACCACGCUGUUUCUCAUUGAUGCAAGAGAGGAGCUUUUCAUAGAGGCCAGCAAGCAGAGGGACGUUACACUGGCGAUCAGAGGAGUCAUUGGUCUGAGCGGCGUUUACAACAUCAUGGACCAUUAUGAGCACGAGCGGAAGCGAGGAGUCGAAUAUGUCUCCACCAUGCACAAAGCCAUGAAUGGAGUGGAGAACUUCCCGUACUACUCACCAACAUACUUACUGGAGAACUUGAGCCAGGACAAACUGAGCAGAGUGCCUCCGUUUGCUUUGCUCCACGGGACCAGUGACAUUAUCGUUCCCGCUGAAUCUUCCACAAAGCUCUCUGAGCUCCUCACCUCGCUGUCUGUAAAGGUGUCGCUCUACAUGCUGCCCAGAGUUGACCACACAGAGAUGGUCACUGACCUCAUGGGGCCAGACAGGCACUUCUACCAUCCCAUCUUCAGCUGCAUCAAACAGGAGUACAGAAACUUUUUGGGAAUUUGCUGAUGUCCCAUUAGAUCAGAAAAACAUCCAUUCAUCACUAAUAUUAACUGAUUGUGCCAUACACUUACUUUGUUUACAGUAUCUGCUUUAAUACUUUAUCAAUUUUUUGUGAUUCCAUAAUAAUGAUUUAUAUUUUGUACAGUUUUGUGAUUGUAAUCCAGGAGUUACUUCUAAUUGAUUUUCAAUCUGUAAUCUAAAAAAGCUUUCUAAAUGGACGCAAUCUGGAGAACAUCAUUGUAAUGAUGUAGAGAUGUUAUCCAGAUUGAAGUCGUGAAGCAAUAACAGUAUUAUGAGAAAGGAGUAAAGCACAUUAAUACAUACAUAGUAUUGAAAUGUGAGUCCAAUUAUCAAAACUGUACUUCUACUUAAAUCACAACAUUUUGAUUCAUUAACAUGGAUGUUAUUAUCAAAUGAAGCUUUUCCUUGAUUUAUUGUAACAUCUUGAAUAACUAUUUAUUGAUCCUGGACACAUUAAACCCACCAAAAAGAAC